This is a messenger RNA of Tetranychus urticae (two-spotted spider mite), 794 nucleotides long. RefSeq lists its product as uncharacterized. The record is from RefSeq and is a predicted model, not a curated record. NCBI's taxonomy places the organism in Eukaryota, Metazoa, Arthropoda, Arachnida, Trombidiformes, Tetranychidae.
GUUAUUAUGUUGAGUUAAAUGUGUGUUUGUUGACGAGCAAAAGAUGGAAGGGAAAAAAGGAGUUUUAAUUACAAAGCUAAUUAAUUAACCUUGAUUAACUCUUGGAGUGAGUUGAACCUUCAACAGUUGAUCCAUUGCCAGAUACAUGAAUCAGCAAACAAUCUGGAAAUUCAUGAAACUGUUCAAACAACAACUCAACACUGGCUUUUCAAUUAACAAAAUAAAACCUUUUCAUUUCAAUUCCUUUGUUUGUCUCGGGUUCAACCAAAAACAUUUUCACCGGUUUACAGUCUUUUUGGGUAUUUAAUGUGUUCAAAAGUGUCCAUUCAAUUGUAAUGGAAUCACAGGAUAAAAGCAAAGAUGAGGAUAAAUUCAAUUCCAUCACCAUCGAUGUAAAUGAAACCAAUAAGGUUUUGAAUAAGGAAACUUCAUCUGAUGUAAAAAGCUUCACCCGAAAGUCAAAGUACAAAAAAUCAUCUUACAUUGAGAAUCGACAUUUACGUGAAAAAAGAAGGCCUACAAAAUUUGCAAUUGUUCAGAUUGACGAGAAUGAAAAUUGCUUGGAACCAACAAUUGAUUUGGAUCCGACAACAAUCAGCCAAGAAAUCGCCAAAUUUACCAAAAUUUUCACGGCUACAACUACACAGGCCAACUAAUUGGAUGACAAUUGUAAUUGCAAUAAAAUAAAGUAUUGUAACCUUGUUGGACAGCGUUUUAACCAUAAAUGGAAACAAAGUGUUUACAUGAGAUUUGUUUUUGCUAAUAAAGAUGAAAUUCACAAUUGUUACUAAAAA